CCCCCUAACAACACCAUGACACCGCCAACUCCAAGUACCACCGGAACGGGAACGUAUCCGCCACCCAUUUACACCCCGACACCACCGGUUCCCUCUACCACCGGGACGGGGACAUACCCGCCACCUAACAAUACCACCACACAGUCGACUACAUCUACCACUGGAACGCCACCUAAGACCAUAACGCCCCCGUCACCAACCACCACCGAGACGGUACCAUCCCCGUCGUCAACGCCGUCCAAUCCGCCACCAACAGUAACCAUAACCCCAACCACGACCACACGUAUUACCACCUCCACCAAUGUUCCUCCGCCAGCCACUACACCGAACACCACCGCCCCGCCCUGUGACGACAGUGUUCCUAAUCCACCCUUGCCGCUGUAUCCGAGAUGCGGUGUCGUACUGGACCCGACAUACGCCACCCCCGACUGCUUUCUUGUUGACAUCGGCUUCUAUGUGACACCUUCCUGUAAUCCCUUCGAAGCCCAGCGCUGGAAGAGGAACGGAAACAGCCAUGUCGGCGUAAUAAUCAACGACACCGCUGUAUUAACGGUCGCCAGUGGUCUACGCGAUCCCAAAACCCGCAAAGCUAUGGCCAACAUCGCGGUUCGCGCCACCUCCGGCUCAGCAGAAAUAGAGGCCCAGUAUAUUCUGGCCAAGCGGAUGUUCUUCCAGGACGAUCACCUCCGCGCCACCAACCGCUACCCGAACCGUCUUUUCGUCCUCCUGGAACUGGAGCAACCUAUCAACAUGGAGCGCGCCUGUCCAGUGUGUUUCUCCGAUCGGCGUCAGGAUAAGCCGCUCUCGGACAGCAAUUCCUACGAUAACCGCGCCUAUCUUGGAGAGUGUACGAUGUACGGACGCUACAAGGUGCCUUGGAGCUAG
This is a messenger RNA of Paramacrobiotus metropolitanus, 885 nucleotides long. RefSeq lists its product as uncharacterized. NCBI's taxonomy places the organism in Eukaryota, Metazoa, Tardigrada, Eutardigrada, Parachela, Macrobiotidae. The transcript is spliced from 2 exons. The record is from RefSeq and is a predicted model, not a curated record. Bases 16 to 885 code for a protein of 289 amino acids.